Molecule: messenger RNA, 2081 nt
Organism: Pocillopora meandrina
Lineage: Eukaryota; Metazoa; Cnidaria; Anthozoa; Scleractinia; Pocilloporidae
Source: the annotation of a GenBank genome assembly
UCUUAUAAAAUAUGGACCUUAAAUAAUAACGACAACGAAAUUGAAAAGAAGGGGACCGUAACAACGAAGCCAUCACCAGUAGGAUGGGGCGUCUAUCUUGAUGGAUCACCAGACACCUACGUCAAAAUAAAAGGCUACAAAGAGCAAUGUUUGGGAAAACCUUCGCAGUGUGACUUUACCAUCGGGUUUCUUAUGAAAAUUAUUCCCCAAUCCGGAGUGCAGUUUUACUUUGGGAAUAAAGUGGACAGACUUUUGUACGAAGGUGUAAACAUAUACCAAAAUCAUAAUGGCAGAUUACGAGUAGAAGUUUUAGGCAAUGCUACUUACUGCAAAUACGUCAUAACGCCACCCCAAGGAGUGUGGUUUUAUCUGGGGAUUGUUUGGAACAGGGUAGGAACCUUGGGUUUGUAUUAUGACCCCUUGUCCAGCUUUUCUGUCUCUUAUUACCACUGUGGAGGUAGAAUCGACGGACUGGUAAGGAAUGGAAUGUACCACCUAGGCAGAUACACGUACCCUACUGCGUACUAUGACAAUUUAGAGAUUUGGUAUUACGAACAGUCUCGUAGUGUUUUUGAUGAGAGAUGGAAAGGAGCAUUUGGUAAGUUUGCCACUGUGCGUAAAUUGAUAAUUUACAGUUGUGUCAUUACAUUUAUCCUCUUUCAUAUUGACAGUAUAACAAAACCGCAGAAGUUCAGAUUAAAAAGAGUCAAACAUAGAUUGGUGCAGACGUCUGGCUUGUUAGGUGUACUUAUCACAUGCUAAAAACUAAGGAGAUUAAGAGAAUGUACCUUUUUGACUAAAUUAUUAGAUAAUAAUUAUACACUUAAAGUAUGGUCCCGACGGAAACAUUUAGUUUGUUUUCCCGAGAGUCCUGAUGUUUCCUGAGACGAAGUCUAGGGAAACAUCAGGACUCGAGGGAAAAAAAAACUAACUAGUUUCCCGAUGGACCAUACAUUAAGUGCUUUGUUAUAUAUUUAGACUUUCCCUCAAACAAUCCUAUGGCAAAAACAUACUGUUGUAUUCGGCGCGCGGGCAACAACUGCGCAAUUGCAUCCCGGUCCAUCCAGGGGUACGUGACCAAGAAUCAACCGAUCACAGUGCUCGUUUUGUUGAGUGAAAGUCUAGGUAUAUAACAUAUAAGAUUAUUGUUGGAAGAAUAUCAUCAUAAAGUUGAGAGAACGAGAACAACUGAAAAAGACAUCAAAGGACGACUGCGUUAUCCCUGAAUAAGCAAAAAGAGUGUGAACAAAAGAGUCCUUUGUGAUGCUUCAGAAACCUUUUUUUCGGUUAUAAGGCCGUGGGUUUGACAAUGAAAUAAUACUUGUCAACCCAUUUUCAGCUUAUGGCUUACCAUGCAGGAAAUAAAUUUGAUUUAGCCUUCUUAGUAAUAGAUGACUUUCCUUUCCAUAGAUGUUUUAACGCUGCAUAAGAAAUCACCCAAACUGCUUACGUUUGCCUUUGUCUUCACAGAUGUUAGUGGACAAUAUACGGUUAUACAAUUGACCAUUAUCUUCCCUUACCUGCAAUACAAGGCUGGAGACGUUGAUCAGGACGAGUUUUCCAACAAAGUAAGAAAUGUGACUCAAAUGCACCCAUGGCAUUCCUUGCUUUUUGUAACAAAUCAUUCAGUUUCUCAGGUAAAUUAUUAUUUUAACCUUUUUCCUCAGUUGCUUGCCUGUUUUUCAACACAGGUUAAGGAAUUAUUCAUUAACGACGCGCAUUUUCUAGACAUCAAGGACGUCUCAGUUUCACAAAGGUAACGUCUUUUUUCAAAGCUUCUUUCCAUAUCCUAUUUAGUUUUAUAACACCGUUAGGGUACGAUAGUCGCCCAUUAUAGCUUUUAAUUUACUUAGUUAACGGUAAAUUUAAUAUUGCUUUUAUCUAAUGUUGUAUUUUCACACUUCUUCGUGUGACGCAGCGAUGACAGUAGAACAGCGGUAUCAUUUACUUUGGAAUUUAAUCGCACUCAAGACCUUUGGGAAUCCAUCCUGAAUUUACAACUUGCAAUGGAAAAUGGUACUCUUCUAAGGUCUCCUAGCGUCUUUGAUGAGGAUUCGUGUCAGAACACUGAUGACAGCCAU